GAGAGCGUCAGCCGCCGGCUCUUGCAGCUCCCACAGCCAGCGCCCCCGGCGACAUUCCCCUCGACGGCCGGGCCCAUAUGCGCGACUUCAACGUGGUGGUACUCGGAGCUGGGGGAGUUGGCAAGUCGGCUCUGACAGCCCGAUUCAUCCGCGACGUCUUCAUCGAAAAUUAUGAUCCUACCAUCGAGGAGGAGUACAGGCGUACGUUACAGGUUGAUGGUACUCUGACAUCCCUCGAGGUGUUAGAUACCGCUGGGGCAGAUCAGUUCAAUGCGAUCAAUGAAAUGUACAUCAAGAACGGCCGUGGCUUUCUUCUGGUGUUCAGCUUGACGCAAGAAGCCAGCCUACGCGAAGUCGAGAUGCUGCGGCAGCAAAUAUACCGCGUCAAAGGUGGCUCGGCGAAAGUCCCAAUCGUUGUCGUCGGUACAAAGCUGGACCUCGUGAACGAGCGCGAAGUUCCACGAUCGACAAUCCAGGAGCUGGCCGCGCGAUGGGGCUUACCUUUCUACGAGACAUCGGCCAAACGCAAUUGGCAAAUAUCGACUCCCUUCGAAGAUCUGGUGCGUCAAAUGCUAUCCAGAUAUCCAGUGGAGUCCGUCCGACGCAAGAAAGGAUCAAGAGGCUCUUGCGUGGUGAUGUAGAAUCUCUGGACGAUCUCGAUUGCGCCGUGGAUCGUCGUUCCUUUUUCUUGAUCAUGCCACGUUUUCUGACGAGCUUUGACGACCUGUUCAUCUGCUUAUUAUAUUCAUAGUGUUAAUGGUUCUUGCUACACGCUAGCCAUCUAGGCAAGAGUGCAUAGACAUGUACGUAGAUAUUUUCGUUGCUGGCUGAUAUAUGCCCGCCAAAUGUUGCUAUACAGCGUUCC
Punctularia strigosozonata HHB-11173 SS5 is the source of this 865-nucleotide messenger RNA. RefSeq lists its product as uncharacterized. Gene Ontology annotation, cellular component: plasma membrane. The record is from RefSeq and is a predicted model, not a curated record. The transcript is spliced from 7 exons. NCBI's taxonomy places the organism in Eukaryota, Fungi, Basidiomycota, Agaricomycetes, Corticiales, Punctulariaceae. Gene Ontology annotation, molecular function: GTP binding; GTPase activity; GDP binding. Gene Ontology annotation, biological process: signal transduction. The coding region runs from base 78 to 641 and encodes 187 amino acids.